This is a messenger RNA of Drosophila bipectinata, 2324 nucleotides long. NCBI's taxonomy places the organism in Eukaryota, Metazoa, Arthropoda, Insecta, Diptera, Drosophilidae. The record is from RefSeq and is a predicted model, not a curated record.
AACAGUGUUUGAAAUAUACAACAGAAAGUAUAUACAGAAAUCUAAUAGGAUUUUCGCAAUCGUCCUGUUCAAAUUGGAAUCGCUGCCAACUGUGAAACGGAGGCGUAAACAAAAACAAUGAAGCUGGAAGAGCUGCUAACAAAAGGAUCGUCCUCGCCGCCGGAGGACGACGACGAGGACGAGAAGGUGGAGCCGAAGCCCCAAAAGACCAGCAGCGAAGGGGAGGGGGCAGAGAACGCCGAGGAUGCUAACGAGGAUGCUGGUGAAAAGGAAGGCGCGGGAGGAAAAAAGAAAGGCACCCGAAAAAAACGCUCCCUAAACUGGGAGGAGGCUGAGCGGGGGCUGCUGCUGGAGGUCAUCAAGUCGAAGGUGGCCUUCGUGGAGAACCGCAGUGUGGACGCCAAGAGCAUAAAAGCUAAGCGCCUGGCUUGGUCCCAGAUCACCAAGCAGUUUAAUGCCCUGAACUUCCGGCACAGGCUCCUUGAGCAGAUUCAAGUGCAGUGGCGCAGCAUGAAAAAUUCUGCAAAGCGGGAGCAUCAACAGAAGCACCCAAAAUCGGAUGCGCUGGAGGGCAUGCGCAUGAUCGAGUUCAUGGAGGAGAUGCAGAAGGAUCCGGUCAGCUCCCGCAGCCAGACUCGAGCCAACACGAAUGGUGCGAUUAAAAAGGAGCUUCUCGAUAUUGACGAGGACGAGGAUAUGCCCUUGGCCGCAUUGCCCAACUCCACAAAUGCCAGCGAGGAUACGUUGCAGACCUCCACUAUUGCCAUACCGUCGCCCCCACCGUCGACUGCUGGAGGAGAUGGAGACUCUCAACAGGAAGGUGCUCCCGCCGCCCAGCAGCCCGCACAGCGUCGAAAACGGGCCAAGGCCAAGCCAUCACCGUUGGGUCUUAAAACCGAAGCCUCCGCCGAAACGGGUGAAGAGAACGAAAAGGUAUCACCUCCACAGCGAAAACGACGGCAAAGAAAUCUUUCCCAGGCCCAGUCACUGCUCUCCGACGAAAACGAAGCUUCCAAUAGCGUUGCCCCAUCCAACACGUUUUCCCUAGCUGCCACAACAGCGGUGGAGGCCAGUAACCAGUCUGUGGAGCUCGUCAGCACUGCAGAACUCGAGCAAAAGUACAGACAGGAAUUGUUUAAGCUGCUCAAGCAAGCCCGCCUGGCCGAGAUCGACUAUGCCCGGAGGGAGCACGAGCAGAAACUGCGUUUUGAGCAGAUGGAGCAGGAUAUCAAACUGGCCUACUACCGACAAGAGCAGGACCUGAAGCUGAGGCACAUGCGGGAGGAGCAUGACAUUCGGCUGCGGCAGCAACGUCGGGAGCAUGAAGCGCGUCUGGGUGUCUACGCCUCGAAGGGAAGUGGACUGAAUGAAAACGGCAACGGGAGCAUACAGGAGCAGGGCUCCUCGUCGAAGUGCAAUGCCAAAGUGGACUACAACAAUGUUCAUGAAAUCGGACAGGCGCCUUUGGGGACACCACCGUCGACUAAUGCAGAAGGGGCGCUGGCCGCCUGCAAUUAGGAUGCAGAUGCAAAUGCUAAUAAAGCAAGAACACAAUACGAAUUGCCAGAAAUUAGGGUGUAAGAGCAUGUAGAGGAAUCAUCAACAGUACUUUAAAAUUUAGCUUGAAAUACGUUUAGCGAAAUGUAGACCAUCCGAAGCCCAAGGAUGUGAAGGCAAAUACGAAUACGAAUACUCAUAGACAGACUCAAGUUGCCACAAGUGGCAGGCGGCGUACCGAUUCCGCUUGCCACAAGAAAUGGACUGUUGUUUUUUGUGCAUUUCUGCACCACACCACGAACUCACAGACAUUGCAUUUUUCAAGAAAUUAGUAUUAUAUAUUUGUAUCUAUAUAUUUUAAGAAGAAAUCUAAACUCGAACUACGGACGAAAAGAGAAAAAUCAAUUUAAACCGCGGUUGUGUCGUCAAACAAAAACGAACAAACAAAAUACAAUACUCAAGCACAGACUCUGAAUAAGUUCCCCAUUUUGCAAAAUUGCAAAUCUACUCCUCAGUCAGUAUUCUCAAUGGCCACUGUAUUAUUUUGAUAUAUAUAUAUUGAUUAUUUUUAGUUUAAGGCUUUUUUUUACACAUACUUACCAUUUAUACAUAGGGUGCAUACAUAUAUAUGCCAUAAAUGUAAAUCAUUGUAUGUUUUUUCAUACAUUAACGAGAAUCUUUUGUAAUUCUUGUAAUCAUAAGUUACUGUACGUCGUGUUGUAAAGCGCUGUAAUAUCCUGUCACUUGCUUCAGCUUAUUAAAUGGUAUAAUUCUGCCGAGAGCAAGUCGGAUGCUAAAGGAUCACAAGCUGAUCUUCAAGGACUAUG